UCCGUCGUCCGUUCGYGUCUGUCGUCGUCGUCGCGGUUCGCCUCCGUCAUCGUCGUCACCGCAGUCUCCGCCACCGGCGCUUCGAGUACUUACUAGUUACUACGAGUUUCUGCCUCACCAGCAUUUCUCCGCGUACGACUGAAAUCCGUCACUACCAGCCCUGCAGUAUUUCUGUGUCGCUGUGUAAUCUGGYGCGUGCAAUAAUCUCCAUUUGUGUCCUGAGGUCAUAGCCCAUAAAUUUGGAUCACUGAACGCCAGAACAAUACACCUGUGUCUUGGCUAAGUGUUCCUCCGGCCACAAUCGUAAAAUCGUGAUGAUCACGGCUCCUUCGUCAUACAGGUUUUAAACGAUUUGUCACUCGAGUUGGUUUAUGUCGGACGGUGAAAAAAGAUAAAAGGGUCCAAAAAAAGCAACCAUGUUGAAACACGUGCACCGAGCAAAAUGUGCCGACACACUUAGCAUUGUGUCUACGGCAAGUUCUUUCAACCAUGAGCCAAUGUCUAGUAGGUGUUCAAGCAUAACUUCGUUGAACAUUUCAAACCCAGUCGAUACAAUCAAAGUAUACACAAAGUGUUUGCGUGCCGACCUUGAGUACAAAACACUCGGGCUGGCUUAUACGACGACUUGCAGUGAAGUGAUAUCAAUUCUGCUCAACAAAUACCGAAUGCGUCACAGGGAUCCGAAUUUGUUUUACAUGACCAUGGAAAUAAACCUCAGGAAAAUCGGACUCAGAACUGUUUUUGUCUUGGACAACGAAUCGUGUCCUGCCGUGUUGCAGUCAUGCCACCCUAGAGGAGAAUCGAGGUUUUGCUUGCAAUCCAAAAAAGGUGGCCUUGUGAAAGUGUACGACGGUGAACUGAUGCCAGGGUCCAAGUAUAAAAGCUUAUUGAUCUCUGAACGCACUACCGUCGACGAGCUGAUCAGAAUAUUGCUCAACUGUUAUAAUAGCAAAGAGCAAGUCGAACAGUUUUCUUUGUACGAGUUAUCAAAAUCUGAAGAAUACCAACGCAAACUUCACCACGAUGACAUACCAUUGAAUGUGCAAUGCUGUUGGCCGCUCAAUAGCGACUACAUUUUCAUCAUUAAAAGGAAUCCGAACUACAAGUCGAAACAAGUCCAAAAUAAAUUUAAUUUGGAUAUUGAAGAUUAA
Messenger RNA from Diuraphis noxia (Russian wheat aphid), 1151 nucleotides. RefSeq names its product RA domain-containing protein rau (gene rau). Gene Ontology annotation, biological process: positive regulation of fibroblast growth factor receptor signaling pathway; positive regulation of epidermal growth factor receptor signaling pathway; signal transduction. The record is from RefSeq and is a predicted model, not a curated record. NCBI's taxonomy places the organism in Eukaryota, Metazoa, Arthropoda, Insecta, Hemiptera, Aphididae.